AUGGAGAAACCAUCCUCAAUGAAACAAUGGAAGAAAGGUCCAGCUCGUGGUAAAGGCGGUCCACAAAACGCUCUCUGCCGUUACCGUGGAGUGAGACAAAGAACAUGGGGCAAAUGGGUAGCUGAGAUCAGAGAGCCCAAGAAGAGAGCAAGACUCUGGCUAGGCUCUUUUGCUACUGCUGAAGAAGCAGCCAUGGCUUAUGAUGAAGCCGCGUUGAAACUAUAUGGUCCUGAAGCUUAUCUCAACUUACCUCAUCUUCAGCAAAGGAAACAACAACAAGGAGUGCCUCCUGUUAACAACACUCAGAGGUUUAAAUGGGUUCCUUCAAAGAAGUUUAUCUCUAUGUUCCCUUCUCGUGGUUUGCUUAAUGUGAAUGCUCAGCCUAGUGUUCAAGUUAUCCAGCAAAGACUAGAUGAGCUUAAGAGAAAUGGGCUUUUGUCUCAGUCCUAUUCUUCUAGCUCUUCCUCCACUGAGUCCAAAACUAAUACUACUAGCAAGGGAGAAGCAGAUAAGGUGUUGGAAGGUGAUGGUGAUGAUAAGAAGAAACCAGAGAUUGACUUGAAUGAGUUUCUUCAGCAGAUGGGGAUCUUGAAGGAUAAGAGUGAAGCAGAAGCAAGGGAAGUAGUAGAGUCUAAUCCCACACCGCCAUGGAACGAGCAAGAAGAAGGUGGAAGUCCUUUCACAGCUCAGAGUUUAAACUGGGAGACGAUGAUUGAGAUGCCAGGAAGUGAAACCUUAUCUAUGCAGUUUGAUUAUGAUUUUGAGGAUGAUCUAGGUUUUUCUUCUAUCUGGAACUUCUGUGGAAGCCUAGAUGAGUGAGAAGUACUUACUGUAGAUCAUAUUCAGAGUUUAGAGUAGUGUGUUUUGGAAUAGUGUAGCUGCAUGAGUAGAGAGGUUUGCUCAGACUCAGAGUGCAGUCUGU
This is a messenger RNA of Eruca vesicaria subsp. sativa (arugula), 922 nucleotides long. NCBI's taxonomy places the organism in Eukaryota, Viridiplantae, Streptophyta, Magnoliopsida, Brassicales, Brassicaceae. The record is from the annotation of a GenBank genome assembly.